Messenger RNA from Anopheles stephensi (Asian malaria mosquito), 5659 nucleotides. RefSeq names its product mitogen-activated protein kinase kinase kinase 4 (gene Mekk1). The transcript is spliced from 8 exons. The coding region runs from base 353 to 5125 and encodes 1590 amino acids. The record is from RefSeq and is a predicted model, not a curated record. Gene Ontology annotation, biological process: MAPK cascade; protein phosphorylation. Lineage: Eukaryota; Metazoa; Arthropoda; Insecta; Diptera; Culicidae. Gene Ontology annotation, molecular function: protein kinase activity; ATP binding.
AUAAGCGUAACAGCUGGAAAGUGGUUGUGCACGCAAAUGCAAUCACUGCGUGUGUAUGUUGUUUGUGUCCUCCGUCCGGCAGUGGAGUGAAGUGAAAGAACUUUUGGGUGCAUUUCGCGCUGGCCAGAUUGCUACAACAGUGCCCGUUUUGUAAAGAGACAGUUGCAACACGGUACAAUGGUUGCACGCAGACGACGGCAGCCGCAGCUUCGACGGAACGUGCUAGCGUGGUGAGAAACAGCGUUGUCAACCCGGUACACGGGGCGCAGAAAAGGGUCACCGAUUGUGUCGUCAGCAGCAGCAGCAGCAGCUCAGCAGAGGAAUCUCCAAAACACACACGGCAAGGCACGCGAUGGCCGAUGCGGACUGGAAGCAGCGGGUCGGCAUCGACAUCGAUUUCAGCACGGAUGAGGAUGAGGACAGUGAUAGUGCGGAAACGGUCUGCAGCAAUACGGAAGGUGGCGCCACACAACCGUUCCGAGCCGCGGAGGAAUUUACCGAUUCUACCGAGUCGCAGGACCUGGAGGAAGCGCUGCACGCCGCGUCCAUCGACGAGGUGCUGAACCAGUGGGCCGAUCAGUAUGGAAGUACACCCCCACGGACACGCAUAAAGAACAAAAACCGUAGCAGCAAGCAAAGGAUGGAAGGUACGGUGAAAAUGCGAACCGGCGGCCGGCUGGCCAGACCGCGCACCGAUCGACGCAACACGGUCGACUGUGCGCUGCUGAACCAGAUGAUCAUGGAACCGGCCAACAGCGAGGAGAAGGUGCGCAGCGACAAACGCUCCACGCAGCUGCUGCGCGAAUCCGAACGUGACAUAAAGAUGGCGGCCGCCGUAACGGUAGUGCCGGCGGCGAUGCGUUCCUCCGCCAACUAUGGUUCGCAGCUGCCAGGUACGGCGGCCGCCGCAGUACCGGUGCUGGAAGAGCGUGCCGAAAGUUUGCCCCUCACGCUACCGGGCAGUCUGGCCGGUAGGGUGGGGGUAGGGAAUGGGGCCGGCUCACCCGUGCCCGCCGCCACGCUGAUCGAAUCGUGCAAUCGGUUCAUGAGCGUUACAUCGCGCCCGGUCGGCUGUCGCAUUUCCGCCCCGCCCGUAGCGUACCGCGAUACCUUCUUCACCAGUCAGAUGGGUGUGCUGGAGGGUCCGGGAACGCGGCCCGGCACGGACAGUGUGAUACCGCAGAACAGAAUCAACUUCCAUGCCACCUUUUCCGAUCUGAUUAAGUUGGGCAGUGCGGAUAGGGAGCGGGCGGCCCGGGCGGCUGUACUGUCCAACGAGGAGCGACUGUGGCAGACGCACGUGAACGAUCUGCUGUGGCUCGAGCUGCAGGCAUGGCACGCGGACCGUUCGAUCGAGCAGCAGGAUCGUUUGCUGUGCCAGGCGCGGCAAGAGAUUGGCGAUCUGCUGGAUGAAAUCAUGGCCUACCGAUUUCAGCGGAAGCCGUGUGCGGGUGUGCGGCGGACGGCCAGUGAAAUCAGCUCGACGUCCACCACCGCCGACAGUGGGUUCGAGACGGCCACCACGAACGGGAGCGGUGCGCCCGGUGGCAAUCGUUUCUGUUUCGGCUGUCUCUCGAUGUACUGCAAGGACUGUCUGGAGGUGCAGACGGCUGCGAUGAAGCAGGUGGAGGAGCUGCUGCUGCGUCUCGAAUCGAAGGAGUGCCUGUUUCCGUCGACCCGUGCGAUGGGCAGUGCGUUCCCCGUGUACCAAAGCGAAGCGUUCGUGAACCGCGUAAAGGCGAUGUGCUUGUGGUACAACAUGACCCGCCAGCACCGUAUGACGCUGCUGAUACUGGGCAAACUGUUGGCCCAGCUGCAGGGCCCUUCCAAGAAGGAAUCGUCCAUCCAGUGGCCUAUUGUGGAGCAGCAUGGGGAGGGUUCCUCCUCGUCGUCGUCGGUGCAGGACGAAAGUGGCAGCAGUGCGGACAGUGGGGCCGCGUACAGCAGCAACGGUGGUACGUCGGGUUCCGGUACGGUGAGCAGUUGCUCGAAACGGGUCCAGUUCGCGGACAGUGGCUCGUGCGCCGGCGAUGGCAGCACGUCCGAGAGCGUGAACAGCGAUGAGACGGAUUUUUCCGGCCUGUCCCGGCAGCGGUCGUUCCCGGGUGACACCGAGUACGGGCGGUACAUGAACAAUCUAAACUUUUACAACGAACACACGCUCACGGAACUAUCGGCACAGUCGGCGUCCGGCAUGGGAAACGCCUUAUAUCGAAAGUACAUCGAAAACGUCCUCAAGACUCGCGGCCUGGGUAAAUCGCUCACGUUCCUGCACCGGCUGCAUAAUGUCGUGCUGCGCAAGGCGCAACUCACGCUGGAAAAGCCGGGCCGCCAGCAGGAAGAGGAGGUGCUGUUCGACGACGAGGACAUCCCGUGCAUCGAGCCUCCGCUCGAGCGCGAGCAAGAGGUGGAGCUACGGCGGCACGGUGCCUGGAGCGAGGAAGCGAAACAGCUGAACCUUCCGUCGUACGUGUCCGCCUUUCUGUUCCUGUCCCUGAUCCCGCUCGAGGUGAUACACGAGUUUCUGAAGAUGCGGCUCGAAACGCGCCCCAAGCAGCCGAACCCGCUCAGCCUCGAGCAGCACAUCAAGGAGCUGAAGGAGGGCCUAACGCUGGCGAUGAUCCACCGCGAGCGGUUCCAGAAGCACAUCAACACGGUGCUCUCGGACCGGGAGCAGGAGCUCGAAAAGUAUAUGCACCAGAUGGAGCUGUUCGACGAGACGGUGCGGAACAUUUUCGAGCUUUACCUCGAGCUGUGCGACCAGUGGAUACUGGACACCGUUCCCGAGGGCCACCAGAAGGCGGUGCUGGACGAGGAGUGGCGGUUCACGAAGCUGAUCAGUCCGAUGAUACCGCGGCAGCAUGGGCCGGCGGCCAAGCGGUUCUGUAGCAUCGUCGAGCGGGUGCUCGAGCGCACCGGGAGCGAGAUGAUGCGGCAGCUGAAGGAGCUGAUGGAGAAAAGCUUGCAGAUCGACACGACGGCCGACAAGAAGUGGCAGUUCUUUGCGCUGUGCCGAGAAACGCAGCGCAUGUUUACAUCGUCGCGGGAGAAAGCGCUCAAAACGAUCGCGUUCGCAAAGACGCUGUUCCGCGAUCUGGAGCAUGCGGACUUUCAUCGGGAUCAUUGCGAGGAGGAUGCCGAGGGCGAACAGCUGUACGGUGAGGAUGAUCUCGAGCUGGGCGACGUGGUGCUGAGAAGCGGUAGCAUGCGGCGCCGGUUUUCAGCGGCCAACAAUGGUAGUGCCAAUGGUGGUGGUGGUGGUGGUGGUGGUAGUAGCUGCAGUCCCGUCUGCUCGGAAGUCGUCGAAAGUCUGCAGAUGUUAAAGCGAAACGCACUGCUGCUGCGGCACAAGCUGGCGGCGGUGAUCGAAGAGCUGCAGCUGCUGUGCUCCGACGAUACGCUGGAGGAGUUCGACGAGCCGGAUCGGAUCGGUGCGUUGACGCGGGUUCGCGAGAUCCUGCACCAGGGCUACAAGUUUGGGUUCGAGUAUCACAAGGAUGUGGCCCGGCUGUACGAGACGAAGCUGAACAACUGCCGGGACGGAGAGUCCGAGCUGAUGCUGGCCAAAGCGAUCAUACAGUUCGCGAAGCUGUGGAUGAACUUCGUGAUGGAACGGUGCGAGCGGGGCCGUGGUUUGCGGCCCCGUUGGGCCAACCAGGGCCUGGAGUUUCUGAUUGCGGCCUGCGAUCCGCUCUGCACGAGCCAUCUCACCGAUGCGGAGUUUGAGGAUCUGAAGCUCAAGAUGGACGCGUGCAUAUCGCACGUGAUUGGCAACAUUCGCGAACCGGAACGCAUCCGCAAGUCGCCACGGUCCCGCAAAUCGUCACCUUCGCCGUCGGCGGCAGCGGGAACGGCAACCGUCGCCGUAACGACGGGCCGCGCCUCGAUUCCGAUGAUCAGCCUGCCGGGCAAGAGCUUCCAGAAUCAGCUCAGCCUGCGGGAGGAUGGUGUGAUGUUGCGGGCGUCCAGCCCGAUCGACGCGGCCGACAUGUUUCGCAAGCAAACGUCGUGCGAUGGGGGGGUCAGUGAGGUGCGGCUGCGCGUUCCCUCCACGCCCGGUGCAGCGACGAUGCUGGGCAGUGCCGAGACGUGUGUGCAUGGAAUACGGCCGCUGAAGCAGCUACGCAUCCGGGACGCGGUCAACAAGCUGGACUGUGUGCUGGACGAGUGGUUGCGGGAGCGGAAUCUGAUCGGCAACGUGAAGGAAAUCAGCUACUACAGCCGUUCGCUGAAUCGGGCCCGAAGCGUCAACUUUAGCUGGCACCGGGGCAUCAAGAUUGGGCAGGGACGGUUCGGCAAGGUGUACACGGCGGUCAACAACUCGACCGGCGAGCUGAUGGCGAUGAAGGAGAUCGCCAUCCAGCCGGGCGAAACGGCCGCCAUACGGAAGGUGGCGGAGGAGUUGAAAAUUUUCGAAGGCAUCAGCCACCAGCAUCUGGUGAAGUAUUACGGGGUGGAAGUGCAUCGGGAGGAAUUGAUCAUUUUCAUGGAGCUGUGUCCGGAGGGUACGCUGGAGAGUUUGGUGGAGCUGAACGGGGGUUUACCGGAGGCGCAAACCCGCCGCUACACCCAUCAGCUGCUGUCGGCCGUCGCGGAACUGCACCGGAACGGGGUGGUGCACCGGGACAUUAAGACGGCCAACAUCUUUCUCCACAAGGACGGGAACUAUCUGAAGCUGGGCGAUUUCGGAUCGGCCGUUAAGAUUCAGGCACACACGACGAUGGCCGGCGAGCUGAAGGGUUACGUUGGAACGCAGGCGUACAUGGCACCGGAAGUGUUCACCCGUAACAACACGGAAGGGCAUGGACGGGCAGCAGACAUCUGGUCCAUCGGUUGCGUGGUCGUGGAAAUGUCAUCCGGUCGGCGACCGUGGCAUCAGUUUGAUUCCAACUUUCAGAUCAUGUUCAAGGUGGGCAUGGGCGAAUCGCCCGACAUUCCGGACAACCUUUCCGAGGAGGGGAAGGACUUCGUCGGCAACUGCUUGCAGCACGAUCCGAAGGACCGGCAAAAGGCGGACGAGCUGCUGCAGCACAUAUUUUGCAAGUUUACCUGCUACGAUUCGGAGGCGAUCGACAAGAAGCUGCGUGGGACAUUCCGGCGUAAUUUAAAGCCCAGCACUUCGUAGACCAAUUCCUUCCCCUACACACGCCACACAACUACUACCAUACUGCGAGGUGAUCGCACGUGUCUUUUUGUCUACCUGCGACGAAUAUUCCGUCACAAAGUAUAUGCAGAACUUAUUUAAAGAACAAACAAAAAAAGGGCAGACGUGUAGUGUAGAGCAAUGAUUUACGGCCAGUGCUUAAUGUUUGUACGUGUGUCUCUAGUGUAUUUAUACGAUUUGGAUUGUAUUUUACGACGGUCGGUUUGAUUUUAAUUUAACAAGACUUCCACCCCACGAACACUGCGCACGGCGGCGUCAAUAGGAUUUAGGUUUGUUUUUUUUUUACACACGAACACCGGAUUGACUGUACCACCGGACCUCUUACCUGUUUCGUGGCGCAACUUGCAAACAGUUGUAAAACGAUGACCAACGGACGAUCAAACACUAGUAGCUGUUAAUAUGUGAACGGGUAUUUAAUGUACGACCACUGCGACCACAGUGUCGGCUUUCCGGAAGCCACCCUGGAAAUACACUUAACGAUACUGUGUACAGAAA